Molecule: messenger RNA, 1672 nt
Organism: Cydia pomonella (codling moth)
Lineage: Eukaryota; Metazoa; Arthropoda; Insecta; Lepidoptera; Tortricidae
Exons: 4
Coding region: 343-936 (197 amino acids)
Source: RefSeq, a predicted model, not a curated record
CAACUACAAAAUUGCAAGCAAAACCGUAUAAUGUAUAAAGGCCUAUAUAUCACAAGUCCAUAGAAAGAAAAAGUUGUCUAUGACAAUGACAGCUGACAACUGGUGAACUGGCUGUCAUAAUUGUCAAAGCAAACGAAACAACCGGUUGGAAUUCUUAUUUGGAUUUGUCUUUCUCCUAUUUGUAUAAUUCGGUAUUGUUUUAAUUUCCACCUUCUGCUCAUAAUCUUUGGCGCCCUUAAAUUUGGACUAAAUAGCUAUACAGUGUCGGACAUAAACUUCUUUAUCCCGACAAUCCUUGAGAGUUUAUAAAGUAGUCUAUUACUACUACUUUCUCUCAAAAAAAUGAACAUGGUAAAUAGGUUCGUGCAAGCAGAUUCUAGUAACCUACCAGAAGUAAACACCUUAAUGAUUCUUGAAUAUGUUAUAAGCAGCAACAAGCACAGUAUUGAUGAAAUAAGAGAUGUGAAAAAAUUGGCGGCAUCAGACGAAAAUUAUGUUAUAGAUGCUGUAGGAUUUGUGCAGCUAAAAAACAAUGGCACUGAAUGCCUUCUUAAGGCUAAAGUUGCUUCAGAAGAGGAGGGCGGAAUCAAAUAUUACACUGUGUCUGUUCAUGUAAAUGAAAAUACUAUUACUGACAGUUCAUGUAAUUGCCACCCUGAUUUAGCAGAAGGAUGCAAACACACAUUCUUGUUCCUGUGUUGGUUGAAAAAUAAAUCAUCAAUACCUGAAAGAGCUCCAGUCCAAUGUUUUUGGCAUAAACCCCUACUCAGUUCUAAUUAUUCACUGCUUGCUAAGGACAUUUUUAAAUUUAAAUCUAAAAGGGGUGCUGUAGAACUGCAGCCAAGAAACCCUGAUGUGCUGAAGAGCUUUAUUGAAGAAUGUAAGAAAAGAAACAUUACAAACUCUCUUAUUUUCAACUAUUCACUUCCACAGUAAAUGUUAUUGGUAAAUAUCUCCGUCGCGUUGACGGGGCGGCUCUUAAAAUUACUGCGAUAAGGACAACUGCAGCUUAGGCGAAAAAUCGUGCGUAAUAUAAAUCUCAUAAAUCGACGUUUCAUUCUCGACAUUUUCAUCCCCCAAGAUUUAACCAAUCGUAAGGAAAUUUUGGGAACGGAAUGAGAAAGAAAUGAUCUGUGUCUGACCGUUUUGAUCUUUGCGUUUAUUGUUGCCGAUUUUAUAUGCUAGACGUCUGUUUACGACGCAAUUAUUUGGCCGUUUUUAGCACUCUUUAAAGUAACCUCAUUCUUAUAAAAACAAUAAUACAAAAUAAAUCAAAACGUACAGACACAUGUACUGGUAAUAUUGAACUUAUAUGUAUAAAAAAAAUAUUCAUCUAGGGCCAAAAUCCAGAGAGAAAAAUGUCGAGAACGUUUGUAUGGAAAAACGACCACUAAUGUUUCCUUUUAACAGUAAUACAAUAUAGUUUCAUUAUGUCGGGAAAUUUCCAUUCAUCAUGUACCUAUGUUGUUUGUUGAGCUAUAAGUAUAGUCUGAUAGGUAUAUUGUUACACGCAGUGUAAAAUAGUAUUGCAUUUGCAGGUGACUGUACCCUACCCUUGUAAUUUUAUGGAUAUAGUUAUUUAAAGUGAGUUCCUCUCUAAUUUCCUAAGUAAAUAUAGUAUAGCACAUCCAUCUAUUAUUUUUUAUGAAAAAAUAAAUGUCUUCAAAUCUAA